Messenger RNA from Schistosoma rodhaini, 462 nucleotides. The record is from the annotation of a GenBank genome assembly. NCBI's taxonomy places the organism in Eukaryota, Metazoa, Platyhelminthes, Trematoda, Strigeidida, Schistosomatidae.
AUGCAACAACCAACUAUUUUAAGAAUUGCUAUCGUUGGGUCUGGUGGGGUUGGCAAGAGUUCUCUAACUCUCCAGUUUGUGUAUAGUGAGUUUAUUCAGGAUUAUGAACCAACAAAAGCUAAUUCGUACAGGAGAAAAAUAACGUUGGAUGGGGUGCCACUACAAUUUGAUAUUCUAGAUACUGCAGGUCAGGAAGAUUAUAGAGGGAUUCGAGAUUAUUUUUUCAAAAUUAGUGAAGGUUUCAUAUUGGUGUUUGCUAUUGACGAUAGCGAAUCCGUAAACUCUUUGGCAACAUUUCGGUAUUUCUUGAAAUUGGUAAAAAAAUCCGUGAAUCCCAUAUGGCCAGUAUACAAUAUCCGAGAAAAGUGGAAAACUAUAAACGAAGAAAAAAGUGUACAAUUUUGUAAAGAUCAGCAUAAACCUGUACAUCUUGAUGAACAUCCUCAGAUUCGUGCUUCAUGA